Messenger RNA from Maudiozyma barnettii, 960 nucleotides. It is a transcript of the gene RNH201, whose product is annotated as ribonuclease H2 catalytic subunit RNH201. The transcript has a single exon. Gene Ontology annotation, biological process: mismatch repair; DNA replication, removal of RNA primer. The record is from RefSeq and is a predicted model, not a curated record. Gene Ontology annotation, cellular component: ribonuclease H2 complex. The coding region runs from base 1 to 960 and encodes 319 amino acids. Gene Ontology annotation, molecular function: RNA-DNA hybrid ribonuclease activity; RNA binding. NCBI's taxonomy places the organism in Eukaryota, Fungi, Ascomycota, Saccharomycetes, Saccharomycetales, Saccharomycetaceae.
AUGGCUGAAACGAAACAACCCCCUACGGUUCUGGCAUCACUGGAUAAAUUACAUACACAAUCAUAUUUCUCACCUGUCCCUGAAGCUAUCAAUAAUGUCGAUUCACAACAGGAAGAGAUUAUAAUGGGGAUCGAUGAAGCUGGUAGAGGUCCCGUUAUCGGUCCCAUGGUAUAUGCCGUGGCAUAUUGUUCACGUACUUAUCAAGAUGAAAUAGUUAUACCGAAAUACGAUUUUGAUGACUCUAAGAAAUUGACAGAUCCUGUACGUCGUCAGUUGUUUAAAUUAAUGUACGACUCAAAAGAAAUUGAUGCUGUUGGUUAUGCUACUACGUGUAUUACACCUUGUGAUAUAUCCUCAGGAAUGUCUAGAUUCCCACCUACUAAGCAAUACAAUUUGAAUGAACAAGCUCAUGAUACUACGAUGGCAUUGAUCCAGGGUGUCUUAGAUCAAAAUGUGCAUUUAUCACAUAUAUAUAUUGAUACAGUGGGUCCACCACAUACCUACCAACGUAAAUUAGAAAAUAGAUUCCCAGGGAUUAAAUUUACAGUUGCUAAAAAAGCUGAUUCUUUAUACUGCGUAGUUAGUGUAGCGAGUGUGGUAGCUAAAGUCACAAGAGAUUUGUUGGUCGAACAUUUAGAGCAACAAUACAUUGAAAGCACUACACAAAUGGGUUCGGGAUAUCCUUCAGACCCUAGGACGAAAAAUUGGCUUAGAGAUUCUCAACAGCCAUUAUUUGGAUGGCCAACAGAUAUUGUUAGAUUCUCAUGGCAAACGUGUCAAACUUUAUUGGACAAAGCUGCAGAUGACGGAGUAGGUAUCCAACUAGAAUGGGAAGAAGAUCUAGUUAAUAAAAAGAACAAGUCGAUGCUUACAUGGGACUAUUCUAAUAAUAGUGAUAGUAUGGCAUCCAUACAGCAAGCAGACAAACUCAUCACUUUAGAUUCCUGGUAUCAUGCAUAA